Colletotrichum fioriniae is the source of this 717-nucleotide messenger RNA. RefSeq lists its product as uncharacterized. Gene Ontology annotation, biological process: protein N-linked glycosylation. The record is from RefSeq and is a predicted model, not a curated record. NCBI's taxonomy places the organism in Eukaryota, Fungi, Ascomycota, Sordariomycetes, Glomerellales, Glomerellaceae. Gene Ontology annotation, molecular function: glycosyltransferase activity. Gene Ontology annotation, cellular component: Golgi membrane.
AUGUGUACACCUGUCGUUGACGACCUGUGGAACAAGCCAGCCUAUAUACUGUCUCUCCUACUUGAUGAGAUGCUUAAGCCACAAAACGAACGGACGGAAUGGCUCUUCUGGGUCGACCGCGACACGAUCAUCCUAGACCAAUGCCGUCCGAUAUCGAGCUUCCUCCCACCCCGAGUACGUAACCGAGUUGCUGCCAGCACAAAGGCCCACGGAGAAGCCCCCAGGGACGAAGAUGUACACCUCGUAGCGGCGGACGACUGGAACGGUCUCAACAAUGGCGUCUUCCUUCUCCGCGUCGGGCAAUGGGCCAUUGAGCUCUUCAGCGCCAUCAUGGCCUUCCGGCACUUCAGGCCCGGCACGGAGCUGCGGUUCACGGAGCAGAGCGCCAUGGAGAUCUUGAUAGAGGAGAAGAGAUUCAAAAAGGGGGUACGGAUGGUGCAUCAGACCUGGUUCAACUCGUAUCCUGGCAGCCUCAAGGCGUCCACGUAUCUCGAGGGAGAUGACGAAAAGGGGCUCUCGGAUUGGCAGACGAGACGCGGCGACUUUUUGAUCCAUUUUGCCGGGUUCGGCGAGGAUGACCGCGCAAAGAGUAUGAAAAGCUGGCUGGACAUGUUGGGGACGACACACUUUACACUGGAAGCUGGGAGGGUGCAGAGAAAUGUCACACCGGACAUUGAAGCUUACUGGGAAGAUCUAGAACCGGUAGAAAAGCAGUGA